Chelonia mydas (Green sea turtle) is the source of this 6860-nucleotide messenger RNA. It is a transcript of the gene CNOT10, whose product is annotated as CCR4-NOT transcription complex subunit 10. Gene Ontology annotation, molecular function: protein binding. The record is from RefSeq and is a predicted model, not a curated record. The transcript is spliced from 20 exons. Gene Ontology annotation, cellular component: CCR4-NOT complex. Bases 107 to 2521 code for a protein of 804 amino acids. Gene Ontology annotation, biological process: mRNA catabolic process; negative regulation of translation. NCBI's taxonomy places the organism in Eukaryota, Metazoa, Chordata, Testudines, Cheloniidae.
GGCGGGGCCAGCGGGCUCGUCUCCCCGAAGGGGCGGUGUUCGCCCGCCGCCCAGGCACAGGAUUCUCGCGGGAGGGGAGCGACCAUGGCGGCGGACAAGGCGGGCGAUGGAGUCUGUUAACUUGAGUAUGAAGGUUUUGGAGAGUUGGGCUCCAUUGGCUUCAGAAGAUGAGCCACAGCUGCUGGACCAUGUCAGCAGAGUGGCCCAAGUUUGGGAUAAGAGGUCUUCUACUAUUUCUGUGGGAAAUGGUGACUUCUUUUGGCAGAGCAAAGAAGAGAUGUGGCAGUGGAUGCAAACUCUUUCUGAUCAGGGAACUGAGAAACAUGAAGGAACAGUUACUUCCUCUGGGAUUACUGAUCAGGAAAAGGAGCUGUCAAGUAGUGCAUUACAAGCUUUUAAUGCUGGGAAUUAUGAUGCUUGUCUGCAACAUCUUAGCUGCUUGCAAGAAAUAAACAAAGAUGACUACAAAAUAACUUUGAAUACAGCUGUUGCAGAGUUCUGUAAAAAUAACCAGACUACAACAGACAACUUGAAACAAACACUUAAUCAACUGAAGAAUCAGGUUCAUUCAGCUGUUGAAGAAAUGGAUGGCUUAGACGAUGUUGAAAACAGCAUGCUUUACUACAAUCAGGCGGUUAUUCUGUAUCAUCUGCGUCAAUACACUGAAGCAAUAUCGGUUGGAGAGAAGCUUUACCAGUUUAUAGAACCUUUUGAAGAGAAGUUUGCCCAGGCUGUGUGCUUCCUGCUUGUAGACUUGUAUCUGCUAACUUACCAGGCUGAGAAAGCCUUGCAUCUGCUUUCUGUUUUGGAAAAAAUGAUUUCACAGGGCAAUAAUAACAAAAAUGGAAAAAAUAAUGAGACAGGUAAUAACACAAAUAAGGAGUCAUCUAAUCAUAGAGCUGAAAGUGGAGCUUUAAUAGAAGCUGCAAAAUCUAAGAUACAUCAGUAUAAAGUGAGAGCCUAUAUCCAGAUGAAGUCUCUAAAAGCAUGCAAAAGGGAGAUUAAGUCUGUUAUGAAUACAGCUGGAAAUUCUGCUCCUUCUCUCUUUCUUAAGAGCAAUUUUGAGUAUUUGAGGGGGAAUUAUCGGAAAGCAGUAAAACUGUUAAACAGCUCAAACAUUGCUGAACAUCCAGGAUUCAUGAAAACAGGUGAAUGCUUAAGGUGCAUGUUUUGGAACAAUCUCGGCUGCAUUCAUUUUGCUAUGGGAAAGCACAAUUUAGGAAUCUUCUACUUUAAAAAGGCCCUGCAGGAAAAUGAUAAUGCAUGUGCACAACUAGGAACAGGUAGCACAGACCCAGGCAAGAAAUUUUCAGGGAGACCUAUGUGUACGUUGUUGACUAAUAAACGGUAUGAAUUGCUAUACAACUGUGGAAUUCAGCUUUUACAUAUUGGGAGGCCCCUAGCUGCUUUUGAAUGCUUGAUAGAAGCUGUCCAAGUUUACCACUCAAACCCACGCCUCUGGUUGAGACUAGCAGAAUGCUGCAUUGCUGCCAACAAGGGGACAUCAGAACAAGAAACUAAAGGUCUUCCAAGCAAAAAAGGAAUAGUACAAUCUAUUGUAGGUCAAGGCUAUCACCGUAAAAUAGUCCUUGCCUCACAAUCAAUACAGAAUGUUGUUUAUAAUGAUGGGCAGUCCUCAGCUAUCCCUGUAGCCAGUAUGGAGUUUGCAGCGAUUUGUCUAAGAAAUGCCUUGCUGUUGCUGCCGGAAGAUCAGCAGGAGCCAAAGCAGGAAAAUGGAUCUAAAACUAAUAACCAGUUGGGAGGAAACGCAGAGAACAAUGAAAGCAGUGAAGCAUGCAGCAGUAAAAGUCAUGAAGGAGAUAAAUUCAUUCCAGCUCCACCUUCUUCACCUCUGAGAAAACAGGAAUUAGAAAAUUUAAGGUGCUCAAUACUUGCCUGCAGUGCUUAUGUUGCUCUGGCUUUGGGUGAUAACCUUAUGGCUUUGAAUCAUGCAGAUAAACUUCUUCAGCAGCCAAAGCUGUCAGGAUCUCUUAAGUUUCUUGGCCAUUUAUAUGCAGCAGAGGCUCUCAUCUCUCUAGACAGAAUAUCUGAUGCCAUUACUCACUUGAACCCUGAGAACGUCACUGAUGUUUCCCUGGGGAUCUCUUCAAACGAACAGGAUCAAGGGUCAGACAAAGGAGAAAAUGAGGUGAUGGAAUCUUCUGGCAAGCAGACACCCCAGUGUUAUCCCAGUUCAGUCACUUCUGCACGAACAAUGAUGUUGUUUAACCUUGGCAGUGCUUACUGCUUGCGAAGUGAAUAUGAUAAAGCUCGCAAGUGUCUCCACCAGGCUGCUUCACUGAUCCAUCCCAAAGAAAUUCCCCCGGAGGCCAUUCUACUGGCUGUGUAUCUUGAACUACAGAAUGGUAACACUCAACUGGCACUGCAGAUCAUCAAAAGAAACCAGCUUCUCCCUUCAGUGAAAACACACACUGAUAUGCGAAAGAAGCCAAUAUUUCAGCCAGUCCACCCUAUCCAGCCCAUUCAGAUGCCAGCUUUCACCACUGUCCAAAGGAAGUGAAGUCUUGCUAUAACCUGACAGGCCCUAAGGAAGAGGGCUUGUGAGUUUGUAUAUUUUUUAAACUGUCUCUUAGCCACCUGAAUACCAGGCAUAUUGGAAUGUGCUGGCUUGUGUACAUUUUUUAAUAAAAAAAAAAAAAAAACACCAUUUCAAUGAAAAAAUCAUGUCUGAAGACGUUUGUAAAAGGCAUUUAGUGUGGAACUUUUCCAUUUUAAUUACUAACAGGCCUGAUAGCCACCAUCUAUGCUGUUAAUCGUUUUAACUCACACUCUUUGCAGUAGUCAUUAGUUUUGAUUCUGCUUUUUUCAUACAGAGCAGUUUCUGUUUGCACCACUGCUCACUUCUAUUAAUUUUCAGUACAGACAAUCAGACAGCGCAGCUGCCUCUUUUUGUUAACAGAGAGCCUCUGCCCAAGCUCUCUACUCUUCAGGCUUCUUAGGGACCAGGGACAAACCACCAUCAUCAGAUCUGUACAAAAAGUAAGUCAUCUGCCAACCUGAGACCAUUGUGAUCAUCUAGUCUGGCCUGUGCUAACCAGGAUGUCAUAGAAACAAUAGUAUUGUAGCUACUGUAUCGGAGACACCUUUUCUCUGCUGUUUUUGCUAUGUCACCUUGAGACAUUUACUGGAUUCUCUACCUGCAGACAGCUACUGUCUGCAAGUUUCUGUUUUACAAGAAGAGAUUUAACUGUUAUAGGUGACUUUCCUCAGCUGUCUCCAAUCUUAAAACCCUUGUAUAGCUGGGCCUAGGUUUUAUUUCCUUAAAGCUACUCCCUAUAUAGAUUCUGCCAUGUACGAUAACACUUCUUAAAAAAAGUUUAGUAGAUAGAUAAGCCUGAUUUAUUAUCUUGAAAGGUAUAGAGUGGAUUGAUGAUGGUACCUACCGGAGCAUCAGAAUUGUGAACUGCGGGAGCCUUGGGUUUGUUUUGUGUCCUCCCAGUAAAUACAGCCCAUCACUGCUAAACUGCAUGGUGGGAUGAAUGGAAGAUAGGCAGAGACUAAACACCUCUUCACUUGUGCCUUAAACUAGGAGAGGAGCCCUGGGUGUUAGUGCAUUGGGCUACCUAAGCUCCCGUGCACAUGCUACUUUGCUACACACAAUGCUUCAGACUUCUAAAGCCUGCUUGUACGCAGUGGUGUCUCCCAUGUCUUGCAGCCUGACCCCAUUCUAGUCUGAGCUAACUUGCCAAUUUUAGGGCUGUGUUAGCUUGGUGUUGAGUCAGUUGAUCUAAAGUUAGCUUUGAAUAUUUUAAAUAGUAAAGAUAUAUUAAUAGCUAUUAAUACAUUUAUGUAGAUAAAUGUCUGAAACACAACAAGCUGCUUUAUACAUAUAAGGCAGAAACCUCAGACUGGCUAAGUCUCUUACCUCCGGCCAGAAGAACUUUUACAGGAAGGUUGGACAAAUGCUAACCAUGAGAAUAGACAAGUGUCAGACUAAGGGCUUGUCUACACUGGCACUUUACAGCGCUGCAACUUUCUCGCUCACGGGUGUGAAAAAACACCCCCCUGAGCACAAGAAGUUUCAGUGGUGUAAAGUGCCAGUGUAGACAGUGCACCAGCGCUGGUGGCUACGUCCCUUGUUCAGGUGGGGUUGGGGGGUUUUUUUGGUUUUAAGAGCGCUGGGAGACCUCUCUCCCAGAGCUCUGCAACCAUGCACAAGUCACGUUAAAGCACUGCCACGGCUAUAUGAAUAAUCCAUAUGGAAAUGGCUAAACAGUGUGCGUCAGGGCCUUGAGAGCAAUCCGUUCCUCUUCCACAUAUUUCGAGCCCUGAGUGGUUGGUGGGUACGCAGUGCAAACUGUAUGCAUCUGAAUUUCCUUCAUAACACAAAAAGAACAGGAGGACUUGUGGCACCUUAGAGACUAACCAAUUUAUUUGAGCAUAAGCUUUUGUGAGCUACAGCUCACUUCAUCGGAUGUACUCAGUGGAUUAUCAACUUCAUAACACAGCCUCCCCUGAGUCCUACUACUGCCCAGUGUGGGUUGUGUCUCCUUCUCCACGAAUCUCUUUUUACUGCGUAGGAGCAUGCAUACACACAUUUACAACGCAGGCAUUCUAGUAACCAGUAAGUGUUCUUACGGGGCUUUGGUUCCUCUGAAUUAGGCAUAGGUGCUCUCCUCCCCUCUUUUAUUUAAGAGCCAGUAAAACAGGCUCUAGUGUUGGAAUUUAAACCUCAUUUCUCCGCUGUCCUUGUGAGUAUAAGACCAUCAGUGUACCACACAGAGCAGCUUCAGCACUUAAAUCAAAGAGCUGAUGAGGCUGCAGCGCCCUGUGAGCACUUCAACUAACUUUCUUGGAGGGUCCAGGGGGUAGGGUGUGAACUCACGCUUGGAUUAAUUCGAAGGAGUAGUCUGCAAAUUUCACUUUCCAGGUGGGUGGUUGUGUUACUGUUUAUGGGAUCUGGCAGGUACAUCUGGUACACAUACUCUUAGGCAGAGCUAAACCUUGUGAUUUUUACUAGCACUAAUGUUUGUAGAAAGUAAAAUGCAAAACAAUUGCUGCACAUAUGUGCAAGUAAUAUGCAUGUGCAAAAGCAUUGCUCUAAAAUAAAAAAACUUGUCCAAUCUUUAUAGCAAUCAACAAGCCCCAAGCAGACACUUCAAAAGCUGCGUGAAGCCAGCAUGACCCCUAUCAAAACUUAGCAGGUGCUCAGCUUGACUAGUACAGUCAAUGCUAAAAGGCCAUAAUCUAGCUGGGUCAUUAGUGUCCAAGUACACCUGGAAUUUACUAGCCUACAUCCUUAUAGUCACUAGAAUGGGAGUGGGUAGAAGAUGAUCAAGACAUUAGCUUGCAUAGUAGUCACUGGAGCAAAGAAUGUACCAUAAUUCAAAAGGGACUGUGUGUGUGUGCCAACCAACUCUGAAUAUCUGCAAUAUGAACAUUUUGGAAGGGUUAAGAUAAUCCUCAUUAGGGGGAUAGAUCACCCUCAUUUGCUUACUGUGGGAUCUUUACCUUUCUCUUACUGGCUGUUGUCAGACUGAAGUAGUCAGACCUUUGGUCUCAGGCAGUUUGGCCAUUCCUGUGCAGUAAUGAGCUGUGGGUCAGUUCAGCUGCAUUUCUUCUGUACCACAUAGUUGUCUAUACCUGUGCAUUUGUUUCUAGCCACCGGAAAGUAUGCUCAUAGGAAUGCUGCCUCUGAGUGGCUGCAGGCCAGUGCUGUCAACACAGUGAUGCAAAUGAGCUCUGAGCACAGGAAAGUAUGUCAGAUAAAUCACCUAAGCAGUGGCCAGCAUCCCCUGUAGGAGGAAUAAUAGCAGGCUGGCUUGCUCUAGAGGGGCUAUUAUGCCAGUCCCUUUCCGCACUCAUGGAAAUGGUUAGUCUUGCUUGUUGCAGAGUCUAAUUUAAACAUUGAUGUGAACACAACAGUGAGAGUACUCUUGCGUGCAUGAAUGGUCAUUAGCAUGGAAUAGGUCCUUGCUGCUUGUAUUUAACUCCAGCAGUGGGAAAACGUUGGCAAGCCCCUUAACUUAGCACUUGGUGAAAAUGGAAAGCUUAUAGGCCAUGAUACCAAGCCCUGGAGAAGUAUUUGAUUAAUAGGGAAGCCUUCAAAUGAAAUGAUGGGCCAGGACUGUGAACGCCCAGGAGCUGGUGCCAAAGUCACAACUCUGUUUUUUGCUUAGCAAACAGCAAAUUAGCUUCUCUACCCUCUGGCUCCCAGGCUUUUGAAGUCCAAGCUGCCCAGGUAAUAGUUCAAUGUGACAACAUGGAAAGAUGCAUUAAUGUUGUUUCAGGAUCAGUUGUCUGCAAAGUUUAUGUCCCCCUCGCCUAUAUACUUUAACUUCAGCACUCAGCUUGAAGUAUUCUGAAAUAUGUUUGAAAGGUGACCUCUGCUUAUUUCUAUAAAAGGGGUUAGUCAUAUCACAGCACAUUGACUGAUUCAAUAUAAAAAGGUUGAAAGAUGCUUUCUGUGUGGUCUCUUCCUGAAGAAAGGGUUUUCCCUCCCCCUCCUAGGAAUGUGGAGUAUUCACAUGCAGAAAUGCUAAUGUAUCGUUUCAGCAUUUCUCAGCUCCGCGAGAAGGCAUGCAACAUUACGCUCACCGGUUUGCAAAAGGAUGCAGUUGUUGUUCCCCAGAUACCACCUAUCUAAUCACACUUGAGCGGAACUAUUCAUUCUUAACUCUCCCUCGAAUCAGAAUGCUCUUCUGGCCUAAGGGAGGCUGAAUGCUAAUGUAGGCUUGUAGUUUGAACCAGAGACGCCUCAGUAUUUUCCUGCAGCAGAAACACUUUCAGAAACUGGCUGUAUAUUUUAAAAAAAAAACCCCAAACCAACUCCUAAUGAACUAGUGUCUGAGCUCAGCUGUGAAAUAUUUACUAGGGCUGUGGGUUAAUUGCCCUUAACU